Molecule: messenger RNA, 3600 nt
Organism: Ostreococcus lucimarinus CCE9901
Lineage: Eukaryota; Viridiplantae; Chlorophyta; Mamiellophyceae; Mamiellales; Bathycoccaceae
Exons: 1
Coding region: 1-3600 (1199 amino acids)
Biological process (GO): tubulin complex assembly; post-chaperonin tubulin folding pathway; microtubule cytoskeleton organization
Molecular function (GO): GTPase activator activity; beta-tubulin binding
Source: RefSeq, a predicted model, not a curated record
AUGGAUGCCAUCGUUCGCGCGUUGACUCGGCGAAGCGCGCGUGGACGCGACGAAGAAGACGACGCCGCGGACGAAGACGACGUGCGGGCGUUCGUGGGAGUGAUUGAAAAGUAUAGAGAACAGCCGACGGUGCUGGAUCCGAUGCUGGGGGGCGUGAUCGAGCCUUUGAUGGACGCGGUGGCGCGAGCGUCGACGGAGGCGAACGAAAACGAAAACGAGAACGCGAACGCGAAGGCGAACGCGAACGCGUGCUGCAGGGCGCUGGAUGCGCUGUCGAGCGUGCGCGGAUGGAAGACGUGCGUGCGGUUCUAUCCGAACGCGGCGAAGUAUUUAGAGCCGGCGGUGCGUCUGCUGCGGGAAGCGCGAGUGCGUGGAGACAAUACGUGGGAAACGCAACGCGUGCUCACGAGUUGGUUGUCGAUUUUGGCGUUGGCGCCGUUUGACUUGGUGUCGAUCGAUAGCGCGAUCGAUCCGCAUUCGUCGCGUUCGAAAAUUCCGAGCGUCGUGAGUGAUUUGAUGCGAGAGUGCAAGCACUUUUUAGGCGAUCCGUCCGCGGUGCGCGACGUGGCGGCGCAAACGCUCGCCAAGCUUCUCACGCGACCGGACAUGAGCGAGGCGUUGCGCGAGUUCAUGACCUGGUCGAGCGCGACGCUUCGUGGAGACGUCAAUGAUGAAAAGGAAAGAGAAAUGAUUUUCUUAGUACCGGGUGUACUGCGGGCGCUCGCGGCGAUAUACAAGAUUGGAUCUCGAGAGCAGUUGCUGCCGUACGCGGAGGGAAACUGGGACGACGCGCAGUAUUGCGCGACGCGGCUAAGUUUGGCGAAACGCUCGACCAUGGUGAGACAACUGAGUAUCAAGCUCGCCAGUCGCGUGGGUUUGGUUUUUAUGAAACCUCGAGUGGUGUCGUGGCGAUAUGAUCGUGGUGCGCGGUGUUUGCAAGAUAACUUGAGCGGGGCGAUGCAAAAGCCGCCGACGAAGCAACUCACCACGGCGGCGGACGAAGAUGAUAAAUGCGACGUGCACAUGGCUGUUGAUGAUAUUGUUGAAAUAUGUCUCGUCGGUUUGCGAGAUGCGGAGACUAUCGUACGCUGGACAUCGGCGAAAGCGUUGGGGAGAAUUAGCUCUCGACUCCCGCGUGAUUUUGGUGACGAAGUCGUUGGAGCGGUUUUGGCGUGCUUAUCGGUUAUCGAAAGCGAUUCAACUUGGCACGGCGCAUGUUUAGCUCUGGCUGAGCUCGCUCGACGUGGAUUGUUGUUGCCGAAUAGAUUGGUGGAGGCCGUACCGCGAUGCAUGGACGCUCUCAUCUACGACGUUCGACGAGGAGCGCACUCAAUCGGUGCGCACGUGCGAGAUGCGGCAGCAUAUGUAUGUUGGGCGUUUGCGCGCGCAUAUGAACCGGGCGUUUUCGAACCUUUUGUCGACCAACUUGCACCGAGGCUUCUCAUGAUAUCGUGUUUCGAUCGUGAAGUUAAUUGUCGCCGAGCCGCAUCCGCUGCCUUUCAAGAAGCCGUCGGACGGCUCGGCAAGUUUCCUCACGGCAUCGACAUUGUCACCGUGGCGGAUUACUUUUCGCUUGGAUCGCGAACCCGAGCUGCGUUGACGGUGGCACCAUUCAUCUGUCAGUUUGAAGAAUAUAGGCGUUCGUUACUCGAGCACGUGUUGGACACGAAGCUCACGCACUGGGAACUUGCCACGCGGCAACUCGCGACGAAAACAAUCAGAGCUCUGGGUAAUUUAGACCCGCAGUGGAUCGGUGACGUAGGCAUAAAAACAGUUCUGUCGCGCGCGACGAGUUCUGACUUGUCGACGCGCCACGGCGCUGUGCUUUCGAUCGGUGAGAUGUUACUCGUGACACAGCGUGCAAAAACAAAACUCGAAGACGACUGUUUCGAACGAGUAGCCGAUUUAGUUCAAAGUAUGGAAAGGGAGAAGAUGUACAAAGGAAAAGGCGGCGAAAUAAUGCGUGGCGCGACGUGUAGGCUCAUUGAGUGCGUGUUUUUGUGCUGCGACGAGAAUCACAAGAUUGACUCGAAGGCGACAGAUGCCUUUGUCUACUUUGCGGAAGAGAGUCUGCAGUGCUGCAACGGAGACGUACAGGCUGCCGCCUCAGACGCCAUCGCCGCAUUUACAGAGACGAAUUACGCUUCGCGUGGAUCUCACCGUGCUCAUUGCUUGCUAUUGAGGCACGCUGAAAUCGUCGUCAACGAUCUCGUAGGUGUCGUGCGGCGUGGAUCGGCGCUCGUAUUAGGCGGAUUUCCUGUGACAAGUCUUCUCGCCGCGAAAAAUAGUGAAGAUAAAAGUGCAACUCUGCGCGCGGUCAUCACGGCGCUGUCGGUAGCCACGAAACCGGAAGAAGAUGUAGAAAUGAGAGACGCCGAGACGCGGGUGAACGCAACGAUCAGUCUCUCGGAGCUGAGUGUGAAAUUAAUGUGUGCAGAGUGCCAUGAUAUCGAUGACGACGACAUCGCCUUUGUAUCGGACACUGCGAUCGCCACUUUACUCGGAUGUUUGUGCGACUACAGCGUUGACAACCGUGGCGACGUCGGCUCGUGGGUGCGAGAAUCGGCGAUGAAAUGCUUCCCUGUGCUUGUCGCCGCUUUGCAAAUGCGCAAUGCUUUAGCUGCAGAUCAGUCGCAAAACAUCAUGACAGCACUUCUCAAGCAAGCAUUCGAAAAAAUCGACCGCAUUCGAUGUCAAGCGCUUGUGACGCUCGUGCAGCUCGUGCGUGGUGGUGACGCGAUUCGAGUUAGAAUGCGAGUGCAGGCCAAACUAACAGUACACGCGCUCUCUGGUGUGCCAGACUACGAUGUUUUACAAUGUUGCUUGCCAGCGACUGUCGAAACAGCGCCAGAUGCUUCCCAUGUCUCGACAAUUUUCGCGACGUUAACUCCCGUUCUCGGCGCAGAGGCGUACGUCAACGCCGCGUUGAGCGGAUGGUUUCUGAGUUGCGGAAGUGUAGGCGACAGUCUGGUGCGCUUUUCGACCGAUGCGUUGUUACGAGCGAUUAGGCGGUUUGAGGGCCUUCCAGAUAUUGUUGUGGCAUCGAUUAUACAAGAUCUGUGUCAAAACAAGCACGUUGAUCGCGUUACGGUACCGGCUUUACGAGUGUGCGAUGCCCUAAUUUCGCACGGCGCGUUGGAUCAGGCGCACACGCACGCGAUUCAACUCAUCGAAGCUAUUCGUUGUGAGUGUUUCUCGAGCAGAGAUAUUUCAAAGCUCGUCACUGGGAGCGCAUGCCUGGCUCACUUCGUCGGUGCUGCUGAUAGCGUCGUUCACGAAUCAGCAUCGAUGGGGCUACUCGCACUCAUGGCGAACCGCUUCCCUCGCGUGCGUUGCGCAGCGGCGGAGCAUUUGUACAUUGCCCUCCUUGCUGUCGCCGAACCGAGUCGGGGAACUGAAAACGCAGCUGAAACCCUGUCGUUGAAUUCGUGGGACGCACCACCGAGUGUCAUGAAAGAAACACGCAAAAUAAUUUAUAGUUUACUAGGACUAGACCUCCCAGCUUUCAUGCUGAAAGCUUCGGGAAAACUUCGGGACCGACGAGCGGAUGAAAGAGAGAACUCGACGUAUGCGUCGCUCGUUGGAGAUACCGGUUAUUAG